CGCAGCGCCACACGUCUUUUGCCUGCACCGUGCGUGUCCCGCAGCAAGAUCGACGAUGGCUGGAUUCACGGGUUUCCUGCACAGACUGAUGGCCUCAAAUAUAACAAAACAGGAGAAGUGUUAUGACCCUCUCGACCUAACAUUUAAAUUUGUCGAUAGAGAGGAUGAUUUGGACUUUUUGUGUGAAGGCUUCAAAUCUCUCAGAGCUCAGAUGUCCUGUGGUCACGCUGUGACCCCGACCUCUCUCACCAACUGGUGUCGCAGGUUGUUGGACCAGGGUGAAAGCAGGUUUGUGUGUGGUGGGUCUGGUUGCAGCGCUGAGUGGACUUUGGCAGAGGUUGUUAAAAUGGCUCUUCUGACCCCUGAAGAAACUGAGUACUUCAGAAAAACCCUGGAAUCCAACGCUGCCAUGCAGAUGCUUAUCAUCAGAUUUUGUCCUGUAUGCGGAUCCACUGUGACGAGAGAGAAUGAAUCAUGUUUGAAUGUCCUCUGUAAAGUGUGCACAGCAGAUAAAGGACAGCCCUUUGAAUUCUGCUGGCAGUGUUUGAGGGAGUGGAAGGGUGCACGGCCUCGGAAAGACCGCUGUGGAAAUCGUGGCUGCUGCAACCAGUCACUGAAAACGCUAAAAGAAUGCCCCGAUAUCAUCUUUGAUUCAGUGAAGGGAGUCAACGGGUGUCCCACUGUCCGUGCCUGUCCCACCUGUGGGUUACUGGUGGAGCACAGCAAAAGGCAUUGUAAAUCUCUUGUUUGUCCUCGAUGUAAGGUGAAGUUCUGUUUUGUGUGCCUGAAGAUCUUCACUGAAUGCACCAGAACAAGUGGCAUUUCUGCACCUUGCUCCAGUGGAGUGGCCCCCAGACAGACAUCUAUACCUGUAUGGCAAAAGAAAUAAUAGUAACAACACAAAGCCAACAAACUUCACUUUGUUUUGAUGUGAAAGUGUCAUGAAAGUGGAGUUGAUGCACUUUAAAAUAUAUGAUAAUUAUUAUAUUAUCAUUAUAUAUAUCAUAGCAUUCAUCUGGCAUUAGAUAAUUUGGUGUAAUUACAAAGAGCAGUUGAGGCUGAUUGGAAUGCCUUUAAUGUUGCAGGUAACUGAACAUAAGUCAAAGUAUUGGACAAAUGAAAAUUUUGGCAUGAUGACUGGAUCAUAAACAUAUUCACCAGUGACUCAGAAUCAGAAUACUGUAAUAAUCCCUAAGGAAAUUAUGUGGUCACAGUUGCUCCAAGACAAUAACAGUAACAGACUGAACUAAAUGAAAUAUUUAUCUCUAAUUAUCUCUAAUAAUAUAUCAUAUCAUAUAAUGCUAAAAAAAUGUUGUUGUAGUUUGUUGAUGAGAAAUUUCCUACCAAAUGUGAACUUUACAACUGUAUUA
Messenger RNA from Pelmatolapia mariae (spotted tilapia), 1370 nucleotides. Its product is annotated as probable E3 ubiquitin-protein ligase RNF144A-A. Bases 56 to 889 code for a protein of 277 amino acids. The record is from RefSeq and is a predicted model, not a curated record. Lineage: Eukaryota; Metazoa; Chordata; Actinopteri; Cichliformes; Cichlidae. The transcript has 5 exons.